AUGGAUAGAAAUCGAUCAAAGGCACUUAUUAUAAUAAUUGUGGUUUAUGAUGUAACCGACCAAGAGAGCUUCAACAAUGUCAAGCAAUGGUUGAGUGAAAUAGACCGAUAUGCAAGUGAUAAUGUGAACAAACUUCUUGUUGGAAAUAAGUGUGAUCUCACAGCACAGAAGGUAGUUUCCACAGAGACAGCUCAGGCUUUUGCUGAUGAAAUUGGCAUACCUUUCAUGGAAGCAAGUGCAAAAAGUGCCACUAAUGUAGAACAGGCUUUCAUGGCUAUGGCUGCUUCAAUCAAGAACAGAAUGGCAAGUCAACCGGCAAGAGCGGUUGCUGUUCAUCUUGAAAGGACGAAGCUCUGUUGCCUUGAUGAUGAUUCUGAUGUGGAGUUGUGGUGAAGCUGGCACGCAACA
Molecule: messenger RNA, 408 nt
Organism: Lycium barbarum (goji berry)
Lineage: Eukaryota; Viridiplantae; Streptophyta; Magnoliopsida; Solanales; Solanaceae
Product: GTP-binding protein YPTM2-like
Exons: 2
Coding region: 1-393 (130 amino acids)
Molecular function (GO): GTP binding; GTPase activity
Source: RefSeq, a predicted model, not a curated record